Molecule: messenger RNA, 729 nt
Organism: Pyricularia oryzae 70-15
Lineage: Eukaryota; Fungi; Ascomycota; Sordariomycetes; Magnaporthales; Pyriculariaceae
Exons: 1
Coding region: 1-729 (242 amino acids)
Source: RefSeq, a predicted model, not a curated record
AUGGGUCUUCCACUGUAUCAAGCUCCGGAGAAGGCCGAAAAGAAGACCGAAGAGAACGAGGCCAAGAAAGACGCCGAGACUUCCAAUGGUGGCCUCAAGCACAGUCUCCCCGGUCUGGAGACUAUGAACCCGCAGACUCUCCGAGACAUCGUCAACUCUAGCAUGAACCAGCAGGCUCAAGAGUCCCAGCUUUCUGGCAAUCAGAUUGAUGGCGCCCACGAUGUCAACCGUCCCGUCGACUAUUACAACGGCAACUGGGGUCUUUGGGUGGCUCCAUACCAAAGAGGCCAAGUCGCUGAGCGCCUCCGCUCGGGCCAGUCCCUCCAGCGAGCGCAACGUCCCCCUCCCCUGACGCCUGAGAACAUAUCCACGAGCCGUUCCACGAUUGCUCUCACUGAUGCUGCCUACUACGACCCUGACAACUAUGUACGUCACUCGCUGCCGACGAUCCCUGACGUCGAGGAAGAAGAAGAGGAUGGAGAGGAGGAGCUCACCUCCCUCCAGAGAACUUUGCAGCCCGCAAUGGCACAGGCAGUAAUGUUCGCGCGCCACGAGAUGUUGAUGCUGAUUACGACUCCUCGCCUUCGCAGUCGAUUCACCCCCACUCUUGCCCCGUGCGAGGAGAGCGCCGAAGAAAUUGACGACGGAAUAAACCAGGCAGAGCUUCGGGACUGGGACUUUCUGAAUGCUCUCGAUGACCUCGAGUGGGAUCAGUGCGAUGAUGAUUAG